Molecule: messenger RNA, 5512 nt
Organism: Toxoplasma gondii ME49
Lineage: Eukaryota; Apicomplexa; Conoidasida; Eucoccidiorida; Sarcocystidae
Exons: 8
Coding region: 1138-5196 (1352 amino acids)
Molecular function (GO): protein binding
Source: RefSeq, a predicted model, not a curated record
GAGAGAGAGGCAGAUCCGAUCGGACGUCGGCUUCGCUCAUGGAAAGGGGGGAAAAGCUACGCAACAACGCAACGAGAAACAGGAGAGAAAACCGCCAAAGGAAAUGCGUCAAUGUGCUGAGGUUUCCCAGCUCCCUAAAAAUGUGUGAAAAGCGUCUAGACGCGGUCCCUGCAGUCUGCAGAAGCGUGGAACUCCCGCGCGGAUCGUUUGCUUGUCGCUUGCGCCUUAUUUUUUGAGGAAGGAAAGGGAGGUUUUCCUCCUGUUUUCUCUGCUCUCCGCGAAUGGAGCACUCCCUGCGUUCCACCCACCCAAACCGGCAUUUUCUCCAGUUUCCUCGCCGAGUUCUGAGAGACUCGCGCGAGGCGCCUCUCGAGGCCUCUGUGCGAUGGAGACGAACUCGACUGAGAAGGCAAACAAGCCACCCAGCCAGGGGAGAAAGCGGGGGACGGUUUGAAGGAGAACCGGAGAGGCAUCAGGUGGAGCCGAACGCGAGAGGAGAGAGGAGCUGCGACGGAUAAAUCGACAAGGAGAAAUGCUCGGGAAACCGCGACACAGAAAAUCCAAAAGGGAGACGAAGAAGCGACACACAACCGGAAGUCGUCGAGAAGUCGAAGUCGCUUUUUCUGCUGAAACGGCUCCUCCACGCGGGGGUGGUUUCGUCACAGGCUUCGCUGCUGGAAAAAGGAGGACUCUCGAUACGCAUAUGUGUACGAAAGAAAGAAGUCGAGAGCCGAGACUUCCUCUCAGAGGAGGAAAGCUGCGUUGUCGACCAGUCGUCGUUUCGCCCCCUUUAUCCGCUGUUCCUGCCAACUCCUCGUCGGUUUUUCUUUGCUCUUCCCUUUCUUCUAGCGCAGUUCCCUUUCGUGACACUGCGUUCUCUCACUCGCGCGGUCUCUCCUUCACCCUCUUCCUUGUCCUCAAAUCUUCGACUCUGUGCUCCUGGCUUCUGCGCUUUCCUCUCCAAGGCCCCGCGAGCGACCUACCGUCGCGCCGCUUUUUUCUGUGUGUUCUUCGCCUCUCGCUUCUUCUUGCCUUGCAGGCAAAACGAGGUCUUGUUUUUUUUUCUGCGUCCUCUUCUUCCUGAGCCUCUCCAGCUGCCGUGUCGUCCCUCGUCCUCGAUGGCCUUCUCUCCCCACAAUGACCCGUCAGAGACGCCGGCAUCCUUCUUCCUCUCCUUCCUCCUCUCCAUCUUCCUCUGCGUCGUCAUCCUUCUCUUCUUCUUCUGUCUUUUCCUCUACCUCCCCUUCGUCGUCUCCUCGUCGUUCCCCCUCCACGCCGGCGCGGCGUCUCGGCGCUGGGGCUCCACGCAAGACUCAAAAUCCGUACAGCAACAGAAACCGAGUCUGUCCACUUCAUUCGCUCUUCCUCGAAGACUAUGAAGCUGGACGCGGCGCUGGAGCCUCUGACGGCGACAACCCACGAAGAGGCAGACUGCGCCAGAGCACACGAUUCGGCGCGACAUCUGUCGCAUGCAGUUGCGCGGUUGGAGUGCCGCCGAAUGAACUCACCCGCCGCCGGUCUUCUCGUCUCGCUUCCCAGCAUACCUUCUCUGCCUCUCCACCCUCUCAUCCUGCUGUCUCUCAUCCUGCUGUCUCUCAUCCUGCUGUCUCUUGUGGUCUCAUUCCUUCACAUGCGCUUGCGUCUCUGUCUGGGCGGCGCCGCUCUUCUCCGUCCCCCCAGCGCUGUCAGGUGCGUUCUCUCUCGUCUGCCUCGAGUUCUCAGCUCACGCGGAAGAAGUCGGGGAGGGGACUGACGACUCAGGAGACAGCGCCGCGCGCGGCCGCCGGCAGCCGAAACGCAGCUGGGCGCCACGGCGAAGCCGGUGAAGCCUCAGACGUCGCGGACGAGAGACUGGCAGAGGCGGGCAGGAGCCGUGUGCGGGGCCGCAACUGUCUCCGAAGAAACGAGACCGUCCCACGAGGAGAGCAAGGGGAGCGCAGAAAGAAAGCGAGAUCGCUGCGUACCUGUGCGGCAGCCUCCGUAUUUCAGCGGUUUUCGCUGGCGCAGGCAGCAUGCAUCACCGCCGGAGUGGGAAAUGCGAAGGAAGGCGUGAGGCCUUGGACGGACCUAGGACCAGGAGGCGACGACUCUCCGCGCCUGUCGGCGGCUCGUCGAGGUCGUGGAGACGCAUGGGGACGGAGGAGAGGCUCCGCCUCCGUGCGAACUCCCAGACGUCAAAGCCGGAGACCUGACCAAGGAAAACUCGGACGCGACGCGCAGCGAGCACAAGCGAGGAGUCCAGGCACACGCUCCCCUGAAGACUGCAGCAGAGACGAAGCGGGCGAGUGGCGCGAAGACGGAGAGCAUGCAGAAGACGUCGCGAGAAGGGAGAAGAGAUCGCGGGACCUUCUUUCGACAGAGACGACGCACGGUCGAGUGCAUGUCCUCAAGGAGUGUCACUAUUACGAAGCUCUGGAGUCCUCGUCGUCGGGGGACGAGAGCCGACGCUGGCGAGGCUCCAGAACUUCGAGGGAAAACCACAAAGUCGCUUCAGAGAAGCGGAUCUCGCACCCAGCUCUCUUGUCGCCUUCCUGCGUUUCGGGUGCUUCGCGAGUGGGCCAAAUCGCCGGCGCCGCAUGUCGACGAGGCAUGCGGCUGGUGCAGCUCUCCCGGCGAGCUCGUAGGUGGAUGACCCGCAAGUGGCGAGUGGUUCGCGACGCAUGCCACAGUCGAGCGCUGCUUCAGCACUACAGUACAUUCGGCCCCAGUUUCGCUUUUCGCCUUCGCGACGUGAUCGCAGAGUUCGCAGCGCGAGAGGCUGGGGGAGACGCGGCGCCGGGGCGGAGCUCUCGAUUCGACCCUGUCUCCUCUACGAUCUCCGCAGUCGACGUGUGGGGUGCCAGCCUGUCUCCUCCGGUGGGGGAAGUGGAGUGUGCGCCUCGACUCUGCCUAGGGACCAACACCGGCAGGUUGUUUCUUCUCGAGCUUCUGCCGUCGCUCCGAUCUGAAGGGAUCCGCACUCGUGAUAGGCGCGACGCGAGGUACAGGCGAGAUGCGAGAGACAGGCAAAAAACCGAGGCCUCGAAGCGCGGCCGUGCUUCAGGAGGAGAGUCGGGGGCCGAUGACGCCGUCGCAGGCGAAGCCGACAGCGAAGACGCGAGAGCCUGCCCGAGUUGCCCCAAGGCACAUCGACAGCAUGCGACGUUCGAUUCGCCGCGGGAGUGCGUAUGUGGACGCGAGAAAGUUCGCUCAGUUCCGCAGAUGUCGACGAUGUGGGUGCACACGAACCUCGUCACGGGUGUUCGGUUCCUCGACCCUCGCGUCGAUGUCUCUUCGCUGUACCACGGUGCUGCCUGCGAGUCUCCGCAUGCGGCUCCUGCGAGCCCCAGCGAAGUCUGCGACAGGUGGCGCGAGGACUUGCCGGCGCUCUCGUCUCUCUUCGUCGCCUCAACGUCGCUUUCUGGCGUCUGCCGAAUCAGUGACUGGACGAAAGAAGUUCCGAACCUCACAUCUGUGCAACAUAACGCCCCUCUGACUGCCCUCGCAGUUGGAGUUUCGCUCGCUUCGUUUCAGUCUCCCUCGCCUCUGGUGUACGUGGGCGACGACCGCGGCGAGAUGUUGUUCUGGGAUUGUCGAGAACGCCCGCGACUCCACUCUCUCGCGCGGCAAGCCUUUCUCGUUCCCUUCCUUCCGGGCGUCGAUCCCCCCUCCGAGGUGCAGCGCGUCGUUCCUCUCCCUAGAGAGUGCACGGUCGUUCCUGCGAACUCUGCAGUGGCGGAAGGCUUCUCCCGGCGAUCUGUGGCUGGACAUGUCACGGACGCGUUUCUGCGGCAGGUCCCUUCCUACGCGCCUGAGAUCGUAGCCGAACUCGCGGCGCCGCGGCCUAGGCGCCCGCGUGAAGCCUGCGCUCUCUUUUAUAACUGGACGGCGUCAGCGAGGUUUCCAGGCGAAGUCAAGAGCUUAUCUGUCCACCCAGACAACCCUCACGUCGUUGCUGCGUCUCACAAGGAAGGCAUGCUCGUCGUAUGGGACAUGCGCAGGGGAUUCAGCGAUGUCGAUCCGCUCCUCACCCUCAAUCCCCGCCUCGAGUUCCAGUGCUCCUUUUCCGUGGACGGUCGCCGCGUCUUGUGCAGCGGGCCGGAGAACUUCGCGUACUUCGUGGAGAAUCUGUGGAGUGCUGGCGAUCAGCUCCUGCGUGUCAGUGACAUCUGCUACAACCUCACGGCGCCAAACCAUAAUUACAACAUGGCGUCCCCGCCCUACAUGCGCCUGCUGCCCCAAGCGGAAAAAUUUCUCCCCGAGUCCCCAGACGCAGGCAACUGUUGCAGGCGGAGCGCCGCUUCCUCGUCUGCCUCUGCGUUGUCGCCUGCCGCCUCUGCCUCUGGGGGGUCUGUGGGCGACACGACGCCGUUCGGAAGGCGUUCAUGGCCUGGCGGCGAAAGCGAUGGAAGCUGGCAGUUGGAGACAGCAGAUGAUGCGCACUCGGCGUCGUAUCCCAGUCGCCUGUCCAGGAAUCUCUCUUCUUCUGCCGACGAAGAGACGGAUGCGUCGCUCCUACGGGCCAGACAGCCCUCCACUCAACCUCUCUUUUGGAUGUCUCUUGCUGGGUUGUGGCCUUGGACGACCCCCUCCAAGGAAGCAAACGACGCCAAUGACCCUCCACUUCCGGUGUCGCUUCCAGGUUCGGAGCAGACGCGUCGGCUCGACACGAAGGCUCGCCUGCAACGACCUGGUGUUCAGCCUCAUCGAGUGCCCUGCACUUCGAGUGCAGCCGAGGCUUGUCUGGGGACCUCCCGGACCGUUUUGGAGAACUGCAGGGCAUUGUUUCGCGAAGCGACGCAGGGCGCGAAGGACGAGUGGAAAGCUGAUUUCGAGGACGGCGACCCGGUCCGCCUCUGCUCAGGAGUGGAUGAUGACUCCAGCGCCUACCCUCCAGACUGCAGGGCUACUUGGCAUCCGACCUGCAGCCGAGUCUUCGCGGCCAUCAAUCGUAGGGGCUUCGGGAUUUUCGCCGUGGAUGAAUUCUGCCAGCGCAACCGUUGCGAUCCCCGCACCCGUUAUAUCGAGUUCGAAAACCCCCCUGACGCGGAUUUUUCGUUCGUUCAUUUUGUGCCUUUCUAUGAUAUGAUAGUUGCUGCCAGCGACAACGGCAGUGUUUGGAUUUGGACUCCUCAAUGCUGCCAAUCUGAGGCGAGCAGGCGUGACAUAUUUAAGAAGGCAGAUGAGUCAGUCGAACUUUGUCCCUCCCUGUAUUAGGGGUCCUCAGAGACAGUCCAAGAGAGACAAUUACUACGGCAGAUGUGAAGGAUUCACAACCAAUGUGAAAUGCUUGGUUAGCUCUUUCUUCGGUAGUGGGCAGUCGCGUUGCCCCGAACAGGACGCCCGCCUUAGUCGGCUCCUUUUCUGAUUUCUUUCUGACAGUGGAGAAGACCACCGAGGUGUUGCCCAGGAAGUAUCCAGUGUUCAUGUAUAUCCUCAUUCGUUGUUUCUUUUCAGGGAUGGAGGCACUUCUUAUAAAGUCGGGAAUGUUUUCCAUGUAACAGACGAACGCUUUUAAAGCCUCUGUCAGUAC